Messenger RNA from Ahaetulla prasina, 3510 nucleotides. It is a transcript of the gene LMF2, whose product is annotated as lipase maturation factor 2. Gene Ontology annotation, cellular component: endoplasmic reticulum membrane. The transcript has 14 exons. The coding region runs from base 60 to 2210 and encodes 716 amino acids. The record is from RefSeq and is a predicted model, not a curated record. Lineage: Eukaryota; Metazoa; Chordata; Lepidosauria; Squamata; Colubridae. Gene Ontology annotation, biological process: protein maturation.
UAUCCCCGCCCCUUUGGCUACAUUGUAGCCAGGCGAGCGAGCGAGCGAAGACAGGCGCGAUGGCCUCGGAGGUGCCCCGCCUGGCCCGGCAGCUCUUCCUGCGCGGCUUAGCCGCCGCCUUCCUGGCCGCCUUCGCCUCGCUUUACGUCCAGCUGCCCGGUCUCUACGGGAAAGAUGGGAUCCUGCCCGCCCGGAAGAUGCUUCGCUUCACGGGCAAAAGUUUCUGGCAGCAGCUGCGGGACUCCCCGACUCUGCUGUGGCUGGGACCCCACUUGGGGCUGGACACGGAGCAGGGCCUGGAGCUGCUGUGCCUGAUGGGCACGCUGCUCUCCUUCGGGGCCCUGGUGCUGGAGCCCCUGCGGGACAGCCUGGUCUUCCUUGCCCUCUGGGGCUUUUACCUCUCCGUCUACCAGGUGGGACAAGUCUUCCUCUACUUCCAAUGGGACAGCCUCUUGCUGGAGACGGGCUUCCUGGCCGUGCUGGUGGCCCCCCUGCACCUGCUCAAGUGGCGCUCCACGAUCUGGAGGGCACACGACGGGGUCACCUUCUGGCUGGUGCGCUGGUUGCUCUUCCGCUUGAUGUUUGCCUCCGGGGUGGUGAAACUGACCAGCCGCUGCCCCACCUGGUGGGGGCUCACAGCGUUGACCUACCACUACGAGACCCAGUGCAUUCCCACGCCCAUUGCCUGGUUUGCCCACCAGAUGCCCUUCUGGCUCCAGAAACUCAGCGUUGUGGCCACCUACGUGAUUGAGAUCGCCAUCCCGCCCCUCUUCUUCGUGCCGAUCCGACGCCUUCGCCUCUUUGCCUUCUACAGCCAGGUCCUUCUGCAAGCCCUGAUCGUUUUCACCGGCAACUACAAUUUUUUCAACCUGCUGACUCUGGUGCUGAGCUUCUCCCUGCUGGACGACGAGCACGUGGGGCUGUGGCUGGGCCACGGGCGGAAGAAAGCGAGUGGCGGCUGGGCCUGGCGAUUGCCCCCCCUGCUGGCAGAGCUGGCUGUCUACGGCCUCCUGAUCUUCUGGACCAGCCGUUACUUCGGGCUGUCCAUCAACUGGGAGAAGAGACUCCUCGAAUCCAAGACAGCGUUCACCUUCCACGAGUUCACACAGUGGCUGAAGAUGGUGACCCUCCCUCUGGUGGGCGUGGGGCUUCUCUCCUUGCUGUGGGAGAUCCUUCAGGCCGGAUACAGGAGUGCCUGCGUCCGGGGAUUUUUCUGGAAACUCUGGGCUGUCGUGCAGUGGGCCGUUUUCGCCACGGCUGCCCUGGGGAUGUUCACGAUCAGCCUGGUCCCCUUCACGUACAUUGAGUACGAGUCCAACGGGAAGCUCUGGCCAGGCAUCCAUCAGGCCUUUGGGGCUGUGGAUCGCUACCAGCUGGCCAAUUCCUACGGGCUCUUCCGGCGAAUGACGGGCGUCGGUGGGCGGCCGGAGGUGGUGCUGGAAGGCAGCCACGACAAGGAAACGUGGACGGAGAUCGAGUUCCUGUACAAGCCGGGCAACGUCAGUGCUCCGCUGCCCAUCGUGGCCCCACACCAGCCCCGCCUGGACUGGCAGAUGUGGUUCGCCGCUCUGGGCCACCACACGCACAGCCCCUGGUUCACCAGCUUCGUCUACCGCCUCCUGCAGGGCAAGAAGGAAGUGAUUCACCUUCUACAGGUAGAUGACUCCAAGUACCCCUUCAGGGACCACCCACCCACCUACAUCCGGGCCCAGCUUUACAAAUACUGGUUCACGGAGGCCGAGACGGACGGGACCCUCCCUAAGAAUUGGUGGCGGCGUCAGCGGAUUGAAGAAUUCUACCCGGUAGUCUUUCUCGGGGACCCGAACCUGGAAGCCCAGCUGGCACAGCACGGGCUCAAGGACAAGCCCCCCGUGAAGCGCCCCCCGGAUGCCCUCCUGCCCAGCCUGCUGCAGCGAGUUCGAGUCCACCUCCACCCGUACACCGGCCCGGCCGUCAUCUGGUCCCUCUACCUGACCGCAGCGGCCGUGGGCAUCCUGCGAGGACUGGGGGCCCGUCUGCCGGCCGGAGGGGUCUCCACCGGAGGCAAGCAGAAGCCAAGUCGGCCGGUUGACGCGGUGGCCGAUCCGGGCGGUGGCGGAGACCAGCCGGGCGGAGAAAAGAACGGGCAAUUGCGCAGGAAGGAGGAGAAGGGCCGGGCGGCUGGCGAGGCCCCCUCCAACGGUCUGCGGCACACGAAGAAGAAGAAAUAAGUUGGGGAGGCAGCAGCACCGGGACCCCCCUCCCAAACCCGGCCUCUGCGAGACCCCAGGCGGGACAUGAGUAGGGCGGGUGAGAGCCUUCGCCCCACCCCCUCCCUUCGGACUUGGUUGCCUUCCCUUCUCCCGUCACACACAAACACACACGCACACCAGCUGUGGGGUGGAAGCCCCUUUGAAUAGCCCCCCCCCGAAGGUCCUCCCUGUCGCAUGGAGGGAGGGGGGCAAGGCCUCUGUACACCCCCCCCUUCCUGGUCGGAUGGAGGGAUGAGGCUGUUUGGGCUGAGCCCCCCCCCCUCUCCCCAGCCUCUUGCUCUUCUCAGCCUCCUGCUCCAUGGCCCCCUCCUCGCUCUGCGACGGCACACGGGGCGGGCGGUUGUCUCUGGUCAGCUGGGAGCAGCCUGGGCCGGUUGCCAAGGAAGGGUCUCCUGUGUUUGGGGACUGAGGGGUGGGGUUUGCGUCCCUUUGGGUUCUUUGGGGGUCCCCAGGGAGCGUUCUGUCCUUCCUGGCAGGGUUGGAUCAUCGGCAGCGGGUGGGUGGGAGGGUGAAGUGAGUCACGGGAGCCCCUCCCCUCCACUACUCCCUUCCUUUUCUCUUCCCUCCCUUCCUCUCUUCCCUCCUCUCUACCUUCCUUCCUUCCUUCCCCAUCCCUCCUGCCAUUCUUUCCGUCCCUUUCCCUUCUCUCCUCCUUUCUUCCCUCCCUCCCUCCUUCCUUCCCCUAUCCCCACCCCUCCCCUUGCUCCCUUUCUUCCUUCUCCUUUCCCUUCCUUCCCUCCUUUCUUCCUAUCUUCCUUCCUUCCCCCAUUCCUGCUCCUCCCUCCCUUUCCCUCCUCUUCCUCCCUCCCUCCCUUUCUUCCUUCUCCUUUCCCUUCCUUCCCUCCUUUCUUCCUACCUUCUUUCCUUCCUUCCCCCAUUCCUGCUCCUCCCUCCCUUUCCCUCCUCUUCCUCCCUCCCUCCCCCCCUUCCUUGCCCUCCCCCCUCUCCCCAUGUCCCACCAGGGUCUUGAAUCAGAGGUGGGGAAAAGUGGCUGAGGCUGAAGUUUCAGCUUCGGCUUUAGGGGCUUUAGGGACUCACCUGCCAGCCCAACCUUCCCUCUCCCUCCCCUCCCCUCCCCUGGACCCUCUUAGUGGGGAGGGGGCACGUUUGCUGCUCCCUGCUGCAUCAUUGAGGCUGGGGGCAACAGGCGCCCCACCGGACUCCACACUUUACGCCUUGGGGGGGGGGAGCAGAGUUGGCGUUUCUCACACGCGGGAUUAGACGGCUUCGGUUUUCUAAAUAAACCCUGUACAUUCCA